Medicago truncatula (barrel medic) is the source of this 1869-nucleotide messenger RNA. Its product is annotated as polygalacturonase QRT3. The transcript is spliced from 4 exons. The record is from RefSeq and is a predicted model, not a curated record. Gene Ontology annotation, molecular function: polygalacturonase activity. Bases 116 to 1600 code for a protein of 494 amino acids. NCBI's taxonomy places the organism in Eukaryota, Viridiplantae, Streptophyta, Magnoliopsida, Fabales, Fabaceae.
UCCACAAUCUAUAUAUUGACAUUCCAUCUUCUCUUUCCUUUAAAUGCUUUCACAACAAAAGUCUUUUUCAAAACUGAUUCUUCUAUAACCUGAUUUUCUCAAACAGGUUCACCAAAUGAAAACCACAAUGGCAAGAAUAAGUCCAUUGUGGCUCAUGCUUCUGAUCAUGCCUUGUUUCUUUGUAACUUAUGCUUAUAAAGUUAAAUUACCUUUAAGGACUAUUUCUGGUGGAACUCAUCAUGAUGCAAUGCUUCAAUUAACUGCAUUCAAAGUCUCUUUUGCCGAACAUAAUUCUAUUGCUUCACCACCAUCUUCAUUCUCACCCUCUCCUAGCCCUUCUCCUAUGCCGUCACAGGAUCUGAAGAAAUCACAUGAGUACCUUGUGACAUUAUAUGGUGCCGAUCCAACAGGAAAUUCAGAUAGCACUGAUGCACUUCUUGCUGCCAUAGCUGAUGCUGCAAAAGGUCCAAGUAAAGGGUUUUUGAUGAAUGGCAUAAUUGACCUUGGAGGUGCUCAAAUUAAUCUUCAAGGUGGAAAUUACUUGAUCAGCAAACCUUUGCAUUUUCCAAUGGCUGGUGUUGGAAAUCUCAUGAUACAUGGAGGAACAAUAAAAGCCUCAAACAAUUUUCCAUCAAACAAAAAUCUAAUUGAUUUGUCAAAUUUUGGUUCAACCUCACCCUCUUACAAUUAUGAGUACAUAACACUCAAGGAUCUCUUUCUAGACUCAAACUUCAAAGGUGGAGGAAUUUCAAUCACAAAUUCACUAAGAAUCAACAUAGACAAUUGUUACAUCACACAUUUCAUCACAAAUGGAAUUUUAGUCCAAAGUGGUCAUGAAACAUACAUUAGAAACACUUUCAUUGGUCAACACAUAACUGCAGGAGGUGACAAAAAUGAAAGAAAAUUUUCAGGCAUUGGAAUUAGUCUUCAAGGGAAUGAUAAUGCAAUUACUGAUGUUGUGAUUUUUUCUGCUAAUAUUGGAAUUAUGAUUACUGGUCAAGCUAACACAAUUUCUGGUGUACAUUGUUAUAAUAAAGCUAGUGGAUUUGGUGGCACAGGAAUUUAUUUGAAACUACCAGGUUUAACACAAACAAGGAUUGUAAAUUCUUACAUGGAUUACACAAACAUUGUUGCUGAAGAUCCAGUUCAACUUCACAUCUCAAGUAGUUUCUUCCUUGGUGAUGCAAAAAUUGUUCUAAAAUCAAUCAAAGGCAUUGUUAAUGGUCUCAACAUUGUUGACAACAUGUUCUCUGGAUCAAAUCAUGGUGAUGAAAUUGUGAAACUAGACACAUCAAUUAGUCCUUUUAAACAAAUUGACCAAGUUUUUGUUGCUAGAAAUGUUGUGAAUGGUAUGAAUUUAAAGGCUACUUCAGCAAUGAUAUCUUUGCAUGGAAAUGGAACUUCAUGGAUUGCUGAUUUUAACAAAAUUUUGAUUUUUCCUAACCUUAUUAGAAAUGUUCAAUAUUCUUUAAGUGCCAGUGGUAAUACAUUUCCUAAUCAUGCUCUUAGAAAUGUGUCACAUAAUUUUGUUGUGAUUGAAACAAGUGAGGCUGUGACUGCAAAUGUUUUUGUCAAAGUAGAUCAAGGUAUUACAAGUUGAAGAAAUUUUCAUGGUUGUGGCAAAAAAAUUGGGUCAUCAAGUAUUUUGAUUUAAGAGGGAAUUUCACACUUGGUUGUGAUUUUUUUUUUCCUUUCUAUGGAUAACAUGAAAUAUAAUUAUACUAUAGGACUUUUAGAUUUUUUUUAGGGGAGGAAUUUUAGAUUUUAUUAUGUUUGAAAGUUACUACAUACAUUUUUUUGGUGAAAAGUUAUUACAUUACAAUGUAAAGAGUGAAAAAUAAUAUAUUAUUUUAAAUAGUUUUUUAAUUA